Molecule: messenger RNA, 2690 nt
Organism: Sarcophilus harrisii (Tasmanian devil)
Lineage: Eukaryota; Metazoa; Chordata; Mammalia; Dasyuromorphia; Dasyuridae
Product: cytochrome P450 2J2
Exons: 9
Coding region: 81-1592 (503 amino acids)
Biological process (GO): xenobiotic metabolic process
Cellular component (GO): cytoplasm; intracellular membrane-bounded organelle
Molecular function (GO): iron ion binding; heme binding; oxidoreductase activity, acting on paired donors, with incorporation or reduction of molecular oxygen, reduced flavin or flavoprotein as one donor, and incorporation of one atom of oxygen
Source: RefSeq, a predicted model, not a curated record
CUAUUUCCAGUGGCCCCAUAGCAGGAAGAGAAAGAGGGAGAAGUUGGGCUUGUCUCGCCUUCUUGCCAGAGCUGGGAAAGAUGCAGCUCUCUCUGAGAAACAUGAUCCCUUCUCUUUGUGAAGGAGUCCCCCUACAUAACCUCCUUCUCCUCUCUGCCAUCGUCCUGAUCCUGGCACAUUAUCUAAAGAGAAGAAGAAUUAGGAAACUAAACUACCCUCCCGGCCCUCCGGGACUGCCCAUAUUGGGCAACUUCCUCCAGAUGGACUUCCAAAAACCCCAAGUUACCAUGCAAAAGUUUGUCAGGAAAUACGGAAAUAUUUUAUGCAUGCAUGUGGGCAGUCAAACUUUUAUAACAGUAACUGGAUUGCCAAUGAUCAAGGAAGUCCUGGUCAACCAAGGUGACGUGUUUAUUGAUCGACCCCAAAUCCCUCUCUAUCUUUAUAUCUUGAAGUCAUCUGGCUUAAUCAUGUCUAAUGGCCAAGUGUGGAAACAGCAAAGAAGAUUUGCCUUAAUGACUCUAAGGAACUUUGGUUUGGGAAAGAAGACCCUGGAAGAUCGGAUACAGGUGGAGGCCAAGUAUCUCUUUGAGGCUAUCAGGGAAGAAAAAGGACAGCCUUUUGACCCCCACUAUGUUAUCAACAAUGCUGUUUCUAACAUCAUCUGCUCUGUAACUUUUGGGAAUCGUUUUGAGUACCAUGAUUCACAAUUUCGGGAGCUCCUGAAGAGUAUGGAUGCUGUCAUGAAGCUUUUGGUCAGGUGGGAGUGUCAGCUCUUCAAUAUAUUUCCUUCUGUAAUGAAAUUCCUGCCAGGACCUCGCCAGAAGCUCUUAAGAGAAUAUAAAAAGCUAGAGUCUUUUGUAGAAGAUGUGAUCAAACAACAUAAGGAAAACUUGAAUCCAGAAGAACCCCAGGAUUUCAUUGAUGCUUACCUGAAGGAGCUGUCCAAGGAUAACAUCCAUUCUAGUUUUAAUGAAAAAAAUUUAGUCUACUGCACCCUGGACCUCUUCUUUGCUGGAACAGAGACAACUUCGACCACACUAAGGUGGGGACUGCUGUACAUGGCCCUUUAUCCAGAGAUCCAAGGCAAAAUACAAGCGGAGAUUGACAGGGUGAUUGGCCAAUCCCGACAGCCCACCAUGGCUGAUAAGGAGAAUAUGCCCUACACUAAUGCAGCUGUUCAUGAAGUUCAAAGAAUGGGAGAUAUUGUUCCUUUCAAUGUACCCAGGAUGGCUGUGGUUGAUACCACAGUGGCAGGAUAUCAUGUGCCUAAGGGGACCAUGUUGUCGACCAACUUGACUGCCUUGCACAGGGAUCCUAAGGAGUGGGCAACCCCAGAAACUUUCAACCCAGAACAUUUUCUGGAGAACGGCCAAUUUAAGAAAAAAGAGUCUUUUCUGCCUUUCUCAAUUGGAAAGAGGGCUUGCCUGGGGGAACAGCUGGCUCGGGCUGAGCUCUUCCUCUUCUUUACCAGCCUGCUCCAGAAAUUCACGUUCCAGCCUCCUCCAAACACCCAGCUGAGCCUGGACGUCCAAUGUGGCACUACCAUGUCUCCUCUCCCCUACAAAAUCUGUGCCAUUCCUCGAGAGAUGUAGACCAAACAAUGCCUGUGGAGUGAUAUUCCAGGAGGCACAGGGAAAAUCUUGAACCAUCCUCAUCCUCCCUGCAUUUGGAGUUUGGCUAGGGACAGAGAGAGAAGUCAAGGAGGGAAAAAAAUGAGAGAGAUCAAGGAAGGCUAUCCGUUGCCCAGUGUGAACAAUCCCACUCAGAAAAAAGGAGAGGCAUGAACACCAGCAAAAGGAUAGCACAGAAUUCUUACUAGAUUGGAAGUUUAAGGACUUGGGGGUCACAUCUCAGUCCUCUUUUUUUCAGAUCUAAACUGAGAAAGAAGAAGAUCUCUAAUGUCUAUUCCAGUUCUAAAUUGACAACCCUAUGAUGCUUUGAACAGCAAAUCAAUGCUAUUCUUUACCUAACUCAAGCAGUGGGGCCAAAUGUUGGUUAAUUCUUCUUCUUUCUCUUUUGCUUAUAACUCAUACAGUAGAUGUGAUUUUGGGGAAGGCUUCAGAAACUUUAAAUCCUAUGGUUGAUUGGGAUGCUCUUUAGAAAUCCUUAUAAAUCAUGUAUCCCUUGUGGGCAAAUAUUAUUUUUUUAUGUCUUUGGAUUUAUAGCAUCCAGUCCAGUGCCUAACAUAGAGAAGGAGCCUAUUAAUAAUGAUCAUUGUUUCAUCUCUAAAAAACGUUCCUUUCACAUUCAUAAUUCCUUUAACUUUCAAAGUAUGAAAUCUUGACCCAUCUGUUGAUGAACUGGGUUUCUCAUUCCUGUUAAAAGCCAUGUUACUGAUGAUACAUCAUAAGCAUUCUGCUAUUAACUAUACUCACAUGAAUUUAAGAAUGUGCCCAUCUUUGUUUUGCUCAUCUGUUAAAGUUCUCUGUUUCUCUUAGAUUUCCUUUUUCUUAUGAGAGAUGUUUACAGAAAAUAGAUUUCCAUGCUAACAAUCAAAACCUAAACAUAAAAUGUAAAUGCCAGUGUGAAUUGGUAAGAUAAGUAUUACUCAUUUCUUGUUUGUGCUCUAUUUUCUACUUUCUUCCAUCAAACUAUUGAAAAUGCUGAGUGAAUCUAUAAGGAGGUCCUUGUACCUUGUACCAUGCAGCCAUCUUGUUGGAAAAUUGCUAGCCAUGGCCAAUAAAUUAAUU